CGCCCCCGCCCCGCGCCCUGAGGGCCCCGCGUGGAGCGCCCCGACCUCGGCGACGGCUGGAGCCGCUCGGCGCGUCCCGGAGCCGCGUGCGGUCCGCCCCUCGCCCGCGCGGAGGAUUGGGGUCGUCCGGAGCGUGCGGAGCCGGCAGCGGCUGGGCCAUGGCCGCCAGGAGGGACUCCGUGUGGAAGUACUGUUGGGGAGUUUUGAUGGUUUUAUGCAGAACUGCGAUUUCCAGGUCGAUAGUUCUAGAGCCCAUCUAUUGGAAUUCCUCGAACUCCAAAUUUCUACCUGGACAAGGACUGGUACUAUACCCACAGAUAGGAGACAAAUUGGAUAUUAUUUGCCCCAAAGUGGACUCUAAAACUGUUGGCCAGUAUGAAUAUUAUAAAGUUUAUAUGGUUGAUAAAGACCAAGCAGACCGAUGUACUAUUAAGAAAGAAAACACCCCUCUUCUCAACUGUGCCAGACCAGACCAAGAUGUAAAAUUCACUAUCAAGUUUCAAGAGUUCAGCCCUAACCUCUGGGGUUUAGAAUUUCAGAAGAACAGAGAUUAUUACAUUAUAUCUACAUCAAAUGGGUCUUUGGAGGGCCUGGAUAACCAGGAGGGAGGGGUGUGCCAGACAAGAGCCAUGAAGAUCCUCAUGAAAGUUGGACAAGAUGCAAGUUCCGCUGGGUCAGCCAGGCAUAAUGAUCCAACACGACGCCCAGAACUAGAAGCCGGUACAAAUGGAAGAAGUUCAACAACAAGUCCCUUUGUCAAACCAAAUCCAGGUUCCAGCACCGACGGCAGCAGUGCCGGACAUUCCGGGAACAAUAUCCUGGGUUCCGAAGUGGCCUUAUUCGCAGGGAUUGCUUCAGGAUGCAUCAUCUUCAUCGUCAUCAUCAUCACGCUGGUAGUGCUCCUGCUCAAGUACCGGCGGAGACACCGGAAGCACUCACCGCAGCACACGGCCACCCUGUCACUCAGCACGCUGGCCACGCCCAAGCGCGGUGGCAACAACAAUGGCUCCGAGCCCAGUGACAUUAUCAUCCCGCUGCGGACUGCGGACAGUGUGUUCUGUCCCCACUACGAGAAGGUCAGCGGGGACUACGGGCACCCAGUGUACAUAGUCCAGGAGAUGCCUCCCCAGAGCCCAGCCAACAUUUACUACAAGGUCUGAGACUCGGCGGUGCCUUGGCUUUCCCGGAGGAAACCUGCCGUCCCGCUGUUGCCCGAGGAGGGCGUGAGGACCCCCGUGCCUCGCCUGGACUGGAGUGCAGCAGGGGUGGGGGGGACGCCGCGUCUCCUCGGAAGAGCCCUGUUGAGUUGGACAGCUUACCUGGUGUGUAGCGCCCCAGCCGCUGCGGUGGAGACGGACGCUCCCGGGCCGCUGGGAGCCGGGCAGAGAAGGUGCCCCUGCCGCCGGGACUGCAGGAGCUCGCCUCCCACCCCUCCACCUCCAAGCCAUGCGCUGCAGUCACUCAGGCCGGGGGGGAGCUGGUGCGGGAG
Messenger RNA from Nyctereutes procyonoides (raccoon dog), 1489 nucleotides. RefSeq names its product ephrin B2 (gene EFNB2). Gene Ontology annotation, biological process: ephrin receptor signaling pathway; blood vessel morphogenesis; axon guidance. The record is from RefSeq and is a predicted model, not a curated record. Gene Ontology annotation, molecular function: ephrin receptor binding. The transcript has 5 exons. Gene Ontology annotation, cellular component: plasma membrane. NCBI's taxonomy places the organism in Eukaryota, Metazoa, Chordata, Mammalia, Carnivora, Canidae. Bases 159 to 1160 code for a protein of 333 amino acids.